Molecule: messenger RNA, 646 nt
Organism: Hyalella azteca
Lineage: Eukaryota; Metazoa; Arthropoda; Malacostraca; Amphipoda; Hyalellidae
Molecular function (GO): oxidoreductase activity
Source: RefSeq, a predicted model, not a curated record
GUCGCGUGAUCAACAUCUCGUCCCCCCAGGGGCUAGUGGGCACCCCCAGUCUGGGGGUUUACUGUGCCUCUAAGUGGGGGGUCGAGGGGUUCACGGCGGCGCUGCGCAGAGAGCUCGCGCAGCAGCAAGUCAAGGUUGUCACGGUCAGGCCAUGCAACAUCCCCCACAUGACCGGCAUCAUGGAAGGCAACGCUCGUCUCCUGGAGCAGAUGAAAGCAGACCUCCACCCGUACACGGCGGCUGACCAGGGACGUGAGCUGGAUGACAUGAUCCAGCAGUUCCAAGUCGCUUACUCGUCACGAAAAACGCACGAAUUCAAUGGUUCUUCAGGGACCAACACGAAUAUAAAUAAGAAUGAAAACGGAAGGCCAGUUUCCGUAGAUUUACCGCGAGCAUCUGCCACAGCAAUGGAGUCUAUAGACAUUGGAAAUAUCAAGUCGGCUGAACAUAAGGAACAUUUCCUGAGGAAGCGACAAAGCCGCAAUAAAGAUAGCAAUGAUUCAUCAGGAAACUGUUUUGAAGAGGAAAACGUCAGCGAAGAAGAAGAAGAAGCAGGAAGUCGACUGAUACUUGAGAAGAGAACACCGAGAAUCGAAGCGGUGGCUGAUUUCAUCCCAGGCGACCCUCUGCUCAUACAGUGCAUCAA